UCGAUAAUGUUACAUCUCUAGCACAGCUGAUAUUUUGGCGGCAAUUUUUAAUAACAACAAGCUGUAAACAGAAGCAUAAUCCCAGUGAAAAUAAUAAUUCAAAACUAUGCCCGAGGCUGGACAGGAGGUAAUUAAAGCACGUCGUUUCCUAAAGGAUCGACUGCAACGCGACUACACUACCCUUCGUGGCUAUGAAGCCGAGCGUUCCAAUGUACGCCAACUACUUCAGCGCACAGCAGAAAUGGGAGAAUCAAAUUCCUUGUUAUUAAUAGGACCGCGAGGAGCUGGUAAAACUACUCUCAUUAAUUCAGUGCUUACCGAUCUGUUAGAAAACAUGGCGUUUGUGGACAACACGCUUAUUGUGCAUCUCGAUGGCAAUCUCCACACAGACGAUCGUAUAGCCCUUAAAUCCAUUACAGUACAGAUGCGCUUGGAGAAUGCAGCCGAUGGCAAAGUAUUUGGAUCUUUUGCUGAGAAUCUUGCAUUUUUGCUGCAGUGCCUAAAGGCGGGCGAUAAGAAGUCCAAAAGCGUCGUUUUCGUAUUGGAAGAGUUUGAUCUAUUUUGCGCACAUCACAAUCAAACCCUACUCUAUAAUCUCUUUGAUGUAUCACAGUCGGCACAAGCUCCGAUUUGUGUCUUGGGCGUCACUUGUCGCCUGGACGUAAUUGAGCUGCUCGAGAAACGCGUCAAAUCCAGAUUUUCACACAGGCAAGUAUUUCUAUUUCCCAGUGCCCAUCAAUUUGAGGAAUACGCAGCGCUCUUUCAAGAGUUAAUCAGCAUACCAAGCAGCAAGGAGCUAAAGAGCAAUGUGGAUCGAAUUGACAGUCUAGAACUGCUCAAAUCUGAGGCAUUCACCUUUCAACGCAAUCAUUUCGAUAGCGUCGAGUAUACAUUUGAUAAGAGAUUUGUCGACAACUGGAACAAAGAGAUUUCGAAGCUGAUGAAGUCGCCAACUGUAGAGAAAACACUCAAAAUGCUCUACGAUUUUGAUGUCAGUCAGGCGUUUCUAAAGAUGUUCAUCUUCCGCUUGGUGGCAAAGAUAAAACGCGAGGCGCCACACAUAACAGCUGAACUGGUGGCAGCAUUGGCCACUCAAUAUGAAUGCGAUGAUAAAGUGGAUCUACUCUGCGGUCUCUCAGUACUGGAACUGUGUCUCAUCAUUGCCAUCAAACAUCAUUCGACUAUCUACGAUCGCGAUCCAUUCAAUUUCGAGAUAGUUUUUGGACGCUUUAAUAAGUUCGCCAAAGUCUCCAGCACAAUGCAGGGAGUUGAACGUGCCAUUGUGCUGAAAGCAUUCGAGCAUUUGCGCAUCGUCGAGCUCAUCAUGCCGUUAUCAAACAGUGGACUGGGCAAGGUUCAAAAAGAGUUCGAAAUGCACAAAUUGGCACUCACAUACGGACAGAUCCAGCAGGCGGUACAACGUUAUCAGGCAUUGCCCACAGAAGUCGCACAAUGGGCGCAAAGUUCAUUGAUCUGAUCUUUAGCAUUCCUUAAUAUUACACUUUAUUUAUUUCCCUAUUUAAAUACACUUAUAAAAAAAAAAACAA
Molecule: messenger RNA, 1547 nt
Organism: Drosophila sulfurigaster albostrigata
Lineage: Eukaryota; Metazoa; Arthropoda; Insecta; Diptera; Drosophilidae
Gene: Orc4
Product: origin recognition complex subunit 4
Exons: 3
Coding region: 107-1477 (456 amino acids)
Biological process (GO): DNA replication; DNA replication initiation
Cellular component (GO): nucleus; nuclear origin of replication recognition complex
Molecular function (GO): DNA replication origin binding
Source: RefSeq, a predicted model, not a curated record